Messenger RNA from Olea europaea var. sylvestris, 1752 nucleotides. RefSeq names its product peptide deformylase 1B, chloroplastic. NCBI's taxonomy places the organism in Eukaryota, Viridiplantae, Streptophyta, Magnoliopsida, Lamiales, Oleaceae. Gene Ontology annotation, molecular function: peptide deformylase activity. Gene Ontology annotation, cellular component: mitochondrion; chloroplast. Bases 56 to 877 code for a protein of 273 amino acids. The transcript is spliced from 4 exons. The record is from RefSeq and is a predicted model, not a curated record. Gene Ontology annotation, biological process: peptidyl-methionine modification.
AAUUUGAAAUAGUCACAAUUUUGUGCCGUCGAUACCUUUCUUCUAGCGUGUGGUAAUGGCAGCUGCUACUUGGCUCCAUUCUUCUGCCCCUUCCAACGCUCUCCGCCCCUUUCUCCGCCGCACAGCAGCUCUUCUCCGCCCUAACUACCGGCGGAUUCAUCAGUUCACUUUAAUUUCUCCGAUAACUUUCUCCUCUGACAAAUAUAAACCUCUGGAACCGUUGGUUCGCUCACGGGCACGGCGAAACUUAUCUUCCAUUAUCAAAGAUGAUGAAGUAGCUUCUCCUGAUGAUUUGCAUUUCGAGGGGCAGCUCAAAGUAGUGGAAUAUCCAGACCCAAUAUUGAGGGCGAGGAACAAGCGAAUUAAUUCCUUUGAUGACAGCUUAAAGAAGCUCGCAGACGAAAUGUUUGAUGUUAUGUAUAGAACGGAUGGCAUUGGGCUCUCGGCACCCCAAGUGGGGAUUAAUGUGCAACUCAUGGUGUUUAAUCCCGUUGGUGAACGUGGUGAAGGAGAAGAGAUAGUUCUAGUAAAUCCGCGUGUUGAUAGAUAUUCAAGAAAGCUGGUGCUUUACAACGAGGGUUGCUUGUCUUUUCCUGGGAUAUAUGCUGAUGUUGAGUUAUUGUUUGAUUUUCGAGUGGACUGGAACACAGUUGUGGGGAUUGCCAUUUGCAACACGUGUUGCCUUCACUUGCCAUUCUAUUCCUUGCUUAUGGUAGAACUCGCCCAAUCCAGUGGAGUACAAAAGAGGUCACUUAACUCACUUCCCUUCAUUAUAUGGAAUUUCUUUGUGGAAAUCAGCAUCCCUAAACAGAUUUGUUUGGUCUUCCUCAUUUUUUGGCUGUUGUGCUACUUUAUAAAAUAUCAUGAAACAAUAUAAAAUGUGUUAAUAAACUGAGCAAUGUGGUCUAAUUAGUGAUGAAAAUAUGCUUUGUAAUUAUGUGUCUUAUGUAAUUAAUUUGAUUAGCUUAUUUGUUUAUACUUGGAUAGGCUAGACAGGUGUUCCAAUAGAUUAGCUACAGGUAACAGGUUUGUCAGAAACAAUGUUAGAUACACUUCGUAUAACUAAUGUUAUUUACAUAAAUACUGGAAUCGGUGGCUCAGAUUAUUUUCCAUCCUUCAGAAAUUUAUUUUCUUCUCCAGAGACCAUUAUAUCAUCAACAUAGAUAAGAGCAAUUAGCAUUGCACUGUUGGUGGAGAGAACAAACAUAGAAGAAUCAGGUUUGGAACCUUGUAAACCCCACUUAAGUAAACAACUGCUAAGCUUAUUUUACCACGCCCUUGGAGACUUCUUUAAGCCAUAGAUAUCCUUUGAAAGUUCGCAAACAAAUGAGGGAUUGUGGUGCUAACAAAUCCAGGAGGUCGUUCCAUGAAACCAACCUCAGUUGGAUCCCCAUUUAAAAUGCAUCAUGGAUCUCUUAAAGACGAGCGAAGGGAGAGCAAUUGUGAUGACAAGUCUAAUGGUGAUCGGCUUAACUACAGGCUGGAAUUCUCAUAGUAGUCAAUGCCUAGUUUGAUGAUAUCCCUUAGCAUCAAGCUGUGCCUUAUACAUCUCAAAACUGUCAUCAGGCUUAAAUUUCAACAUAUACAGCCAUUUACACCCAACAACCUUGUGAGUAGCAGGAAGAGGAACUAGAUCCCAAGUGUGGAUCUGCAUUAGAGCCUGAUAUUCAGAAAGCAUAGUUUGUUGCCACUGAGUGGGGGAAGCUGCUUGCGUAAAUUAUGAGGUUCCACAAGAUUUUUAAUGAGUAAUAG